CACCUCGUUUCGUUGUUGUUUAGUCUUAAUAGAUCUGUAGUUUUAACGCGACAGCCCUUAUAAAGUUCUCUGGAUCGAGUCGAAUCGAGGAUCUAAGGGAUUUGAAAAGAUGUCGCAACAACAGUCGUUGAUCUACAGUUUCGUGGCUCGCGGGACGGUGAUCCUCGUGGAGUUCACAAAUUUCAAAGGCAACUUCACUUCAAUCGCUGCUCAGUGCCUCCAGAAGCUCCCGUCUUCCAACAACAAGUUCACCUACAACUGCGACGGUCACACCUUCAACUACCUCGUCGAAGAUGGAUUCACCUAUUGUGUUGUUGCGGUUGAAUCUGCUGGGAGGCAGAUUCCGAUGGCGUUUUUGGAAAGAGUGAAGGAGGAUUUUAACAAGAGAUAUGGUGGGGGAAAGGCUGCUACUGCUCAGGCUAACAGCUUGAAUAAAGAGUUCGGGUCUAAGCUGAAAGAGCACAUGCAGUAUUGUAUGGAUCAUCCUGAUGAGAUUAGCAAGCUUGCUAAGGUGAAGGCUCAAGUGUCUGAAGUUAAGGGUGUUAUGAUGGAAAACAUCGAGAAGGUUCUUGACCGUGGUGAGAAAAUUGAGCUUCUGGUGGACAAAACCGAGAACCUUCGCUCACAGGCACAAGACUUCAGAACAACGGGGACGCAGAUGAGAAGGAAGAUGUGGCUUCAGAACAUGAAGAUAAAACUCAUAGUUCUCGCCAUCAUCAUCGCUCUGAUUCUCAUAAUCGUGCUCUCAGUUUGCCAUGGCUUCAAGUGUUGAAAUUCAAAACUCUCUUGAGAUCUUUCUCACUCGGUACAUGAUCGUACUGCCUUUUACCCUUUAUUGUCCUGUCAUCAUCAUCAUCCUUCUAAUGUUUCUGCUUGAAUUGGUUUUUGUAUAGAUAGACAUAUAUAUAUAUAUAUAUGUAAGCCACGUUUGCUAUAUUGCUUGAUCCCUUAAGAGAGAUCUAAAACUAUUAAAAUGAUUUUGUGGACUGAUGACUGCUUGUGGUGUAGAUGAUAAUAAAAUGAUUACUAUAAAUGAUUGUUGUUGACCUUAGGUCAUCAAA
Brassica oleracea var. oleracea is the source of this 1061-nucleotide messenger RNA. RefSeq names its product vesicle-associated membrane protein 721-like. Gene Ontology annotation, biological process: vesicle-mediated transport. The transcript has 5 exons. Lineage: Eukaryota; Viridiplantae; Streptophyta; Magnoliopsida; Brassicales; Brassicaceae. The coding region runs from base 110 to 772 and encodes 220 amino acids. Gene Ontology annotation, cellular component: membrane. The record is from RefSeq and is a predicted model, not a curated record.